Molecule: messenger RNA, 1134 nt
Organism: Vigna angularis (adzuki bean)
Lineage: Eukaryota; Viridiplantae; Streptophyta; Magnoliopsida; Fabales; Fabaceae
Product: TPD1 protein homolog 1
Exons: 5
Coding region: 489-1019 (176 amino acids)
Biological process (GO): cell fate determination
Source: RefSeq, a predicted model, not a curated record
UAGAGAAAAGUAGAAUUAAAAGAAAGUAGAAGUUGGUGAAUGAAUGAAGAUAAGAAAAGGAAAAGGGUGAGACAAGUCAGUAAAUCACGCCGCUUACUAACCACCGAGUAGUGCUGCUGCUUCCUCAUAAAUUAAAUGCUUGUUCCAUCCACACGCUGCAAGCAAUUAAUCUGCAACAUUUUUCUCUGUUUUUUCUCCCGGCAAAGCGUUAAUCUCACUCAGUACUCAUUCUUCCUUCUACCACUGUGCUGCAUGUAUAUGCUAUAUGAUAUGUCUGGCCCAGCAAGCACACGUUCAGAACAAAGAAAGCUACAAGUAUAACUAAUGAAACAGAGAAAUGUGGUGACAGCCUUUUAGCAGGAUGAAGCAUUGAGCCUGAGCAUAAUCAAUAAGGUUACGUGCCGCACAUAAAUCCUAGGAAGUUUGCAGGUUUUGACAAUUUUCGACUUUUGCAGGUUAAGCAGAUUGAGAGCACUUCAGAAAUCAGAAUGAAAGUUGGGUUUAAAAGUGCCAAAGCUAGAAGCUUUUGCACGGUCUCUGUUGCCUCGCUCUUUGCCAUGCUUUUAGUGAGGGAUGUGAUAAUUCACAGGGAAGGUGAGAGGGACGCAGGCAUUGCAGAGAUGUUUUUCUCCAAAGGAAACCGAACAGUAAUCACCUCACGAAAGCUGCUGCAAUCUGCUGAUGAUGGGGGCUUGAACCAUAUAGGAACGGUGUGCUCAAAGGAGGAGAUAGUGAUAUAUCAGGGGGAAGUGCCCCCUCUUCCCACGGGGAUUCCUUCGUACACAGUUCAAAUAAUGAACAUGUGCGCCAGUGAUUGCGACAUAGCAAACAUACGCCUCCACUGUGGGUGGUUCAGUUCAGCACGUUUGAUAAACCCCAAAGUGUUUCGCAGAAUGGGAUACGAUGAUUGCCUAGUCAAUGAUGGAAAACCUCUUGCCUCAGGAAAAACCGUCUCCUUUCAAUAUUCCAACACUUUUCGCUACCCUCUCUCCGUUUCAUCUGUUGUUUGCUCCCCAUGAGUAACGACCAUCAGCCACCAUGUACUUGUAACUUGAAACACCCGUUAAACACACAUUAUAGUCUACAAGACAAGAGGAGAAGGAUGAUUUCAUGGAGGUUUUUUACCUCCCUAAG